AACACGUCGGGGUCACGCCAAUCAUGUGAAACGCUGGGUCAUGGAUAUAGUCAGACAGGCUAGCGCUAAAUAGUGUAUGGAUCAGUUAAAAGGACUUGCCCUUGUUAUUAACUGUCUCAGAACGUCCAUACAUUGUUUCACGCCUUUUCAUACACGCUUACUUUCUGUAUUCUGACAAUAAUCUAGCGUAACAUGGCUGAACACAGGCGAGUUUGCCUAAUAGGCGCAGGGCCGUGUGGCAUGUCCUUUUUAUAUCAUAAUCAGAAACACAAUGCCGGUGAGGUUGUGUGCUAUGAGAAACAGUCCGACUGGGGUGGAUUGUGGAACUACACAUGGAGGACAGGUUUAGACGAGUAUGGAGAGCCUUGUCAUGGAAGCCAGUAUCGGGAUCUUUGGUCCAAUGGCCCUAAGGAAUGCGUGGAAUUUCCAGAUUACACAUUUGAGGAUCACUUUGGGAAGGUUAUCCCAUCUUUUCCUCCGCGGGCUGUUUUACAAGACUAUUUGGAAGGUCGCUGGAGAAAAGCCAACCUACGGAGUCAUAUCCGGUUCAACAUACUGGUUAAGAACGUCACUUACAACAAGGAAACUGACGAUUUCACUGUCAUAGUGAAGGACCUCGUCAAUGACAAGGAACUCCCAUCCGAGAGGUUUUCUCAUGUCAUCGUGGCUAGCGGUCAUUUCUCGGUCCCUAAUGUGCCCGAAUUUGAUGGAAUAGAUACCUUUCGAGGCAGAAUUCUUCAUUCACAUGAUUUCAGACGAGCUCAUGAGUUCAAGGGUCAACGGCUUCUUAUAGUCGGCGCGAGUUACUCCGCUGAGGAUCUAGCAAUGCAAUGCACGAAGAUGGGCUCUGCUAAUAUCAUUACCUGCUGGCGUACCAAACCUAUGGGGUUUAAGUGGCCAGAAGGAAUAGAGGAACGUCCCCUUUUGACCAAAAUCGACGGAAAUACAAUUAAUUUCAAAGACGGGACUAAAGCUGAAGUAGACGUCAUAAUCCUUUGUACCGGGUAUUUGUACCACUACCCUUACCUUUCCGAUACCCUACGUCUUAAGACGGGACUUCGAUUGUAUCCGCCUGGGUUAUACAAGGGGACGGUAUGGAUGGGUGAUGGCAACAACAAGCUGAUGUACCUUGGCAUGCAAGAUCAGUACUACACAUUCACGAUGUUUGACAUUCAGGCCGAAUGGGCAUGUGCAGUAACUAGAGGAGAUAAAAAGCUGCCUAACCGUACUGAAAUGGAGUUGGACAUGAAAAAAUGGCUGGAGGAAGAGGCCUUGCUGAAGAAUUGUUACGACCACAUCACCUUCCAGACGGCGUUUGUUUGUGACCUUGCAAGAGAAGUAGGCUGUAAAUACAACCUAGAUGUCGCUGCCCUAUUUAACAAAUGGGAGGACGAUAAACACAGUAAUGUUGUGACAUACAGGGACCAUGCAUUUACAUCCGUUUUCACUGGUACUCCGGGAAUAAAACACCACACACCCUGGAUUGAAGCAUUUGAUGACUCCCUGGACACAUUCGUCAAUCAAACACCAAACAAAUAGCUUAAAAAGGAAAAGCAAUCGAUUGUGUUUACUUUUUUUGUAGUAACGGAAGGUUUAGUACCAACUUGUAUAUAAUGAAGUACAAUACAUAUCAUGUAAUCGGACAUUUACGGUCACGGACAAAAUUCUCCCAAUUGACUAACUAGGCGUUGUUAUGUUAUAAACCCGACCCGCAAAAGAGUUUUUUUUGUGCUAUACGUUUUGGGAUUCGCAGAACGAUAUCAUAUAAAUUUGUUUUCAUACAAAAUCAUACCAAACAUAAACGGAUUUUGAGCUUGUGCUAUACAAUUGCAGAUAUAUUUUAGUUGGCUCUGUAAGGCAUACACACAUAGGAAGAUAUUAACCAGGUAACAUAGGACUAGUUAUAUACUGUAAAGUAUUUUAGAGUGGCUUACGUUAGCUAGAUGGGGCGCUUUAUCGAAUGUUAUUAUUAUUAGUGUUAUGUAUACUGAGCACGUUUUGGUACAACAUGAUCAUAAAUGAGAAUAUGUUCAAAAUUGAAAUAGAGGCUUUGAAAGGUAGAUCGCACCUGAGCCUGGGACAGACAUAAUUAGUCACCAAGUCAGAAAUGUGACGCUAUAUUAUGUCGCCUAUUCAAAGCGUGGCCAAUUUAGUUUACAAAAUCCAAUAUAAAAUGCAUACACGUCAUAUGAAUCUGGUAUUUCAAGCAACAUGUGUUUGUUGGAAUCCCUAUGAGAUGCACUUGUAGCAGAGUUUGAAAUUUGACGCCACCGUGAGGGAAAUGUAACGGCGGCAUGCUAUAAGCAUUGUCAGCUUACUUGUGCCAAUACCAGUUAUCUUCAGUUUAGUCGUGCACAUUUCAAGCUACCGAAUUGUUAAUACUAGACGAAUGCAGAUCUUAAUAUGCACAGUUUGGUAUCUAAAUAAUCAUAUUUUUUUCUUUACGUAUGAACAUGAAACAUUUACGUUAGAAUUAGAUAUACUAUCGCUUGCUAUCAGUUUGGUUUGGAUAAGAGUGUCGAACACAUGUCGGUGACUUGUAAAUGCAUACUAGCAGACUUAAAUUGGAUUCUUCAGAAGUUCUAAAAUAACUUUAUGUAUUCGUUUUAUCUGCUAUCAAUACAUUGAUCAGUAUAUAUUUUGUGUCUGCAUCUACUCAACUAUGCGGUAGUUGAUGAAUUAUAAAUUCAUAAAUCGCAAUAAAUUCAUGAUUAUAUCUCAGAUAACUAUAAAUAGGUCUAUAUACCAUGGAUGUCAUACGUAGGGAGUCCCAUAUGUUUACUGGAGUGCUAUCAUCAAGGUUUACCGACACAUAUCCAGUACACAGCAUCUGUUUGAGUUACACUUGAUGUGUUUAUGCAUAUUUUGGUGGCUACGGCAUGGUAUUGUAUCGUGGUCGCGCUAUCUCAAGGAGGCAAAUACAUCAACGUGUCUUGUCAUCUGCGGUCAUACACACACACAUUGCAAAUAUUGGACACGUCCUCUACAAUUCGCUAUAUAAACAUCUUACACGAUUAACUGCCUUAUUGUGAUCUUAAACCUUCAAACACGAAUUUCAUUAAAACGAAUUAGCAAAAUUAAUGGUCUGAAAAAACAACAAGUUACUCACAACUCAACCUAACGUAGGUUCAUGUGCAACAAGCAGAGCAGACUGCAGAGAGAAAGCUGUCAUCUCGCAACUACGUACAUGUAACACAUAGUUACAUAUUACAUUUCAUGAUUGAAUGCGCUAAUUACCCAAAAUAAAACUUGACAGAUUAUAUAAUGCAUUAUCAAUGAAAAGUUUGUAUGUUAAAUGUGAUUAUUUACACUACAUUGAUCUUUAUAAUAAAAUCGGAUAUCUC
Messenger RNA from Mizuhopecten yessoensis (Yesso scallop), 3344 nucleotides. RefSeq names its product senecionine N-oxygenase-like. The transcript is spliced from 3 exons. The record is from RefSeq and is a predicted model, not a curated record. NCBI's taxonomy places the organism in Eukaryota, Metazoa, Mollusca, Bivalvia, Pectinida, Pectinidae. The coding region runs from base 193 to 1539 and encodes 448 amino acids. Gene Ontology annotation, molecular function: NADP binding; N,N-dimethylaniline monooxygenase activity; flavin adenine dinucleotide binding.